AGCGAGACGCCGUCUCAAAAAAAACAAAUAAAAUAAAUAAAUAAAUAAAUAACAUGUUCAUUAUAGUAAAGUUGGAAAUUACAGAAAAGUGGGAAGGAAACCAAAGAUUUUAUUUAACUACCAAAGCCAGGCACUUGGGAUAUUUUAAUGGUUUUCCAUAUGGGAUUUUUUUUUUUUUUUUUUUUUCAGGCAUGAGGGUUUUUUUGGUUCUCUGUCAUAUGGUUGGGAACUCAAUAUUCAGAAGUAGAGAAUCCCAGUUACUCAGGAGUCUGAAGUGUGAGGAUCACUUGAAGCCAGGAGUUUAAGAUCAACCUGGGCUACUUAGAGAGACCCCGUUCCAAAAAAGAUGUAGAGCUGGAAGGAAACUUGGGGGUCAGCUGGUCUGGCCACCUUGGUUGACAAGGCAGGAAAGCCUGGCUCAGUACCUCCAAAUGACUUGUCCAAGGUGAGCGGUGGCAGAGCUGGAACCAGAAGCUGUUAGAUGUUUGCUGCCCCUUAAACUCCAGCAGCAAACCUCCCUCUGUCCCCAAAGACCAUCUUCACAGGGCAUGGUUAGUGCAUAGGGGAUCGAGGCUCCAGGCUGAGGGUCUCUCUGGGAAGGGCUUCUAGGAACCCCCCAGCUUCCUUGGUAAAGGAUGUGGCUCUGGUUAACCCCCUCCCCCAUUACCAGAUGGAAAUUUAGCUAUGGGGUGGGGGGCCAAAAAGUGAGGGCCACAGAGCCCAGCAAGGGGCGUGGCCCGUGCCUGUUCCCAAGGGCGGAGCCAGUCAGCAGGGUCACCCUGUUCCUUUAAGAGAAGGGGGAGCGCUAACCCCUCUCAGCCAUCCUGUCCUGUCCUCCAUCCUGGCCAAAUCCGAAAGGGAAAAUGAAAGAGGGAGAAGGAGGCGCCGGUCCCAGCCACCUCCCAAGGUCCCUGGCUCAGCUCUGACACCCCAGUCCCGGCCCCAGGGUGAGUGGGGUUGGGUGAUGGUUUAGGGGCACCAGAGGUGUGUGGGGACCUGUGUGAGUGUGGGGUGGAGAGGGUCUCAGGAGAUAUGGAGGCUGGAGGCACAGGAGGCUGGGGAGGAGGGAGAGGCCUGGCUCCGCAUUCCCACCACGCUGGGGUAGGAGAGCAGGGACACCUCUGACAAGGGACCCUGUGACAGUUACGAAAGUGGGGUUGCCUCUGUACCAGCCCCCCACACUGAGAGGAGUUCACUGCAGUGAAAAUGGCGAGAGAAAUGGUCGGCCGAGAAAGGAGUGGUCUCGCUGCCUCCGCCACUCCCACUCCUCCCAGGGGCACCAAAUUGGGUCUGGAGGCUCGGGGUUCGAGGCUCCACUCUUCCCACAGCAUCCUUGACAGCUAAGGGCACCGCUGGAUUUCCGCUUCCACAAGCGCCAUGGGGGAGUGGGCGUUCCUGGGCUCGCUGCUGGACGCCGUGCAGCUGCAGUCGCCGCUCGUGGGCCGCCUCUGGCUGGUGGUCAUGCUGAUCUUCCGCAUCCUGGUGCUGGCCACGGUGGGCGGCGCAGUGUUCGAGGACGAGCAAGAGGAGUUCGUAUGCAACACGCUGCAGCCGGGCUGUCGCCAGACCUGCUACGAUCGCGCCUUCCCGGUCUCCCACUACCGCUUCUGGCUCUUCCACAUCCUGCUGCUCUCGGCGCCCCCGGUGCUGUUCGUCGUCUACUCCAUGCACCGGGCCGGCAAGGAGGCUGGCGGCGCUCAGGCGGCGGCGCAGUGCGCCCCUGGACUGCCCGAGGCCCAGUGCGCGCCAUGCGCUCUGCGCGCCCGCCGCGCGCGCCGCUGCUACCUGCUGAGCGUGGCGCUGCGCCUGCUGGCCGAGCUGACCUUCUUGGGCGGCCAGGCGCUGCUCUACGGCUUCCGCGUGGUCCCGCACUUCGCGUGCGCCGGCCCGCCCUGCCCGCACACGGUCGACUGCUUCGUGAGCCGGCCCACCGAGAAGACCGUCUUCGUGCUCUUCUACUUCGCGGUGGGGCUGCUGUCGGCGCUGCUCAGCGUAGCUGAGCUGGGCCACCUGCUCUGGAAGGGCCGCCCGCGCGCCGGGGAGCGUGACAACCGCUGCAACCGUGCACACGAAGAGGCGCAGAAGCUGCUCCCGCCGCCGCCGCCACCUCCGCUGCCGACCCUGCCCUCCCGGCACCCCGGCCCCGAGUCCUGCGCCCCGCCCGCCUAUGCGCACCGGGCGCCAGCCAGCCACCGCGAGGGCGGCAGCGGCCGCGGCAAGGCGUCACCGGCCACCGGCCGCCGAGACCUGGCCAUCUAGGGGCGGGCCCCGCCUCGCGCGGGCUGGACGGCGAGGGCCGGACCCCGCCACCUCCGCCGCCCGCACCGCAGAAACCGGAAGCUGCUUCCACCAGAGCUGUGGUGGGACUUGCCCUGGCAGGAGACGCGCUGUGGGGACGGCCCGCGGUCGGCAUCGCACUUGCCUCGUACUGCCUCCCAGUGGAUGCCGGCAGCACCUGGGGCAGGCCGAGCUGGGGGCGGAGAAUGAACUCAGGCGGGUCCUGGAUGCCACCACCCAGGUGGAAAGGAAGGAGACCAGGGCCCUGAAAGAGAGUGGACCGGAGGGGGAGAGCAGAGCGGAAGGUGGAGGGUGGUUGUUUUACUGGGGACAAAAACAACUGUGAUGCCAGCAUUCUCAGGCACUCUCUGUGUUCAGAGAGUGGUCCCCGUGUGGGCUCUCUGUGAAUGUGCACACACGGACACAUAAGCACUGCGAGCUGUGUGCACGCGCACCUGUACACCCUGUGUGAACACUGUGCAUGUGCGCGCAUGUGUACACCCUGCGUGAGGCCCACUUGUGCACACACACGUAACCCUUCCGGGUGAGCUGUGUGCACAUGCACAUAGACACAUGUAUGCCCCGUGAGAGCUGUGUGCUCACAUCCUUGUGAGCUUUGUGUGAGUGCGUUGUGCACACACGCACAUGUGCAUCCUGCUUGGGCUGCGUGUGCACACCUGUACACGGAAACAUCCUUGUGCACUAUGUGUGCAUGUGUACAUCCUGCGUGACCUCCGUGUGUGCACGCGUGUGUGUGUGAUCUCUGGUAUGCACUGCGGGGGUGGCCAGGGUCCGAUGUCAGCAGCAGACACAAUGGCUCCCUCCCCACCACCCUAACCGAGCCCACCUGCCAGGGCAUCACAGAAGGUCUGUUCUCCUCCCAAGAGACCCCGCCCAGCGAGGGAAGAGGAGGAGAGGCUCCCCUUCCCAGGGCAGGCCUCAAUCCUCGGGAGCCUAUGAGCACAUCCUCACUGUCCGCCUUGUAGCGAGGCGGGGGCUGGG
Messenger RNA from Cercocebus atys (sooty mangabey), 3279 nucleotides. It is a transcript of the gene GJD3, whose product is annotated as gap junction protein, delta 3, 31.9kDa. The transcript has 2 exons. NCBI's taxonomy places the organism in Eukaryota, Metazoa, Chordata, Mammalia, Primates, Cercopithecidae. Gene Ontology annotation, cellular component: connexin complex. Gene Ontology annotation, biological process: cell communication. The coding region runs from base 1378 to 2259 and encodes 293 amino acids. The record is from RefSeq and is a predicted model, not a curated record.